Molecule: messenger RNA, 729 nt
Organism: Closterium sp. NIES-65
Lineage: Eukaryota; Viridiplantae; Streptophyta; Zygnematophyceae; Desmidiales; Closteriaceae
Source: the annotation of a GenBank genome assembly
AUGGGGCCACGACACCUGGCGGCGCGCCGUGCUUCUGCUGCUGCUGCAGCUGCGGUGGCGGCUGGCGGGAUGGGGAUGAGGGGAGGGCCGUUGGGGGGAAUGGGAGGGGGGAGAGGGGGCGCUGGAGGGAUGGAGGAGCUAGUGGAGUUGCACAGGAGAGGGGGGGAGCAUGUGGGAGGGGGAGGGCCCAUCCGGGGGAGGCACAGCCUGCGGGAAGCUGCCGCGCUACGCCGCCCGGAGCAUCUAGCGGCAGCUGGGGGGGGUGGGGGGAGAGGCAGUGACGGGGGGAAGGGCGGAGGGGAGGAGGGAUUCGGAUGGGGGAAGGAUGGGGUGGGACGAGCCUGGAGGCAAGGAGAAUGGGGUGAUGGGGGGGAGGGGAUAGAGGGGGGCUUGGUCCCCCCACACCUUCUGGGGGAGGCCCAGGGGGAAGGGGGGGGGAUGGGGGGGUUUCAGGCGGAGGGGAAGGGGAGAGGGGGGUUUCACCCAUCGCCUGGAGCAGGGGAGGGGGAGUGGGGGGCGAUGGGGAGCGGAGGGGAAGCAAGGGGAGGGGGAGAGAGGGGGGAGAGGGGAGGGGCGACAGGAGGGAGGCCUGGGGGAGGGGGCAGUGAGUGGGGCUCGCCUGUAGGAGCAGGAUCGAGUGGGCGGAAGCAGCAAGCAAGCGGAGAGGGAGGGGGAGGAGGCAGUGGGGGAAAGGAGAUGUUACGAUCUGCUAACGGGCACCGCCGGUAG